Diorhabda carinulata is the source of this 3034-nucleotide messenger RNA. RefSeq names its product serine/threonine-protein kinase 11-interacting protein. Gene Ontology annotation, molecular function: protein binding. The coding region runs from base 103 to 1983 and encodes 626 amino acids. The transcript is spliced from 2 exons. The record is from RefSeq and is a predicted model, not a curated record. Lineage: Eukaryota; Metazoa; Arthropoda; Insecta; Coleoptera; Chrysomelidae. Gene Ontology annotation, cellular component: cytoplasm.
AAACUGUCAAAAUCACAUGCUGACUUUUGACGUUUGUAUGAAACAAAAAUAAAUAAAUGUAAUUUAUAUAAAACUCACGUUAAUUGUAUAAAAAUGUGAAUAAUGGAAGGUGAUAUAUCGCAUUUAGCAAACAUUUUACGACUUCCCGGUCGUGAUGUAAUAAGUGGUAAGGGGAAAUUAUGUUUAUCCGCAAAUUAUUUAAACAAAUUGAAUAAAGCCAUAGAUACUAUCAACGAAGAAGAUGUAACAUCUUUUCAAAUUGUUCAAACAAAUAAUACAAAGAGUAAUCUUAUAAGAGACACUCAAUUUUUACUAGAUUUGAUUAGUAAAACUAGUAGUUUAAAACUUAUUCCCGACGAAACUAAAGAUUAUGAAACAGUCGACUUAUCGCGAUUCAAACAAAUCAAAAUAUUGGAGAUAAUAAAAUUGGAUAUCAAUAUAGUAACUGGACUUCAAAAACUUAGAUCGCAGAUUCAAGAACUGACUUGUUGCAAGAGCUUAAAGUCCAUAAGUGAAGUGCUACAGAAGUGCGGUGGUGAUAAUAGUCAGUGUUUCUAUUGGAAUGAAUUAAAAGUCGCCAAUUUCACGCACAACGAUAUAACAAGUAUAGAUAAUAGUUUUGAACGUACUCUUUCAUUGCACACUGUAGAUUUGAGCCAUAAUCAACUUUCUAAACUGGAUUUUACGAGUGUAUUACCGAAUUUGAAACAUUUAAAUUUAUCUUAUAACAAAUUAGACACUGUACCAAUUUUCAAAGGACAGAUACAAAAUAGAUUACAAGUAUUGGUUUUAAAUAACAAUUUUAUCGAAAAUAUCCAAGGAUUAACAUCACUUUUCAAUUUACAACAAUUGGAUUUAGGAUACAAUUGCUUAUUGGAUCACAAAACGUUGCUUUCCGUUUCUCAUCUAGUCUCACUGCAGUCGUUGAAUUUGCAAGGAAACCCAUUAGCUUUCCACCCCUACCACAGGCAAUUAUCAUGUAAUUAUUUGAAUAAAAACGCCGCUACGGUUAAAUUUUUAUUGGACGGACAUAUUUUGACUAAAAACGAAAAAAUUCUCACUGGAUCUUUGUAUCCUAUCGCGCCGAAGCUCCAAACGUCUUGUUCAUUAAAUUCAUUGGAAUCUUCAGCUGCUUCAGUUCAGGAGAAAUCAAGAAAAGUUCGUUAUGUAAAUAUUGAAGAAAGUGACGUUGUUAAGGAAAACGAACCCGAAUUUACGCCUAAUACCUCAUCUCAACAUUUGGAAAUAAAAAGACAGGUAGAAAAACUGAGGGAAGAAUACGGCGAAGCGUGGCUCUAUCAACAUUCGGGUUUAAUAGUACAAGACGUAUUAGGUCUCGACAAAGCAACCAUAUUGUCUUCUACCCCAAUCGAACAAGUUAUUCCAAUAAACACGACACAAGAAAGUGAUGACAUCUCAACUUUUAACGAAGAUUCUUCCACCAACGAAAAUUAUCGCACAGCCGAGAUGGAAAAUUCGUUUCACAGCCCCGAACCGAACGAAGAAGUUUCGGAUGUUUCAGACGGCGAAGAUGUCGUAUCAGUCGGGGAAAGCUGCAUGUUCCUAGCGACUAAUAUCGGUUCGAAGAAUACAUCGAUGUUUGUAGCAUUGACUGAUUGCUGCAUAUCCGAACGAGAUAUCACGACUAUCAAAGAAAAAGCCCGAUGGCAUAUAAACACCAUAAUAUCGUGCGAGAAGUGCGUCGAGGAGAACAGAAUUAAAAUUGAGUUCGAUACUCUAAGACGUGAUAGAAAACAGAGAAUUUACGAAUUUAGUUCUGAAGAUAUCGAAACGUUUUACGAUAAUAUCAAAGGGAAGAUUGAUUCUGUUUUGAAUUCGAAAUCGAAGACUGAUGAUUGCAAUUUGGAUUAUCAGUGUAUGAAGUGUUCGGAAAUUUUUCAAAAAAGUAAAAGCGCUCUACUAAAUACUCCUUCGAUUAAAUGUCCUUAUUGUACUAGUCCGAUGGUGGUGGAGAAAAUUUGAUUCGAAUUAUUUACGAAUUUAUUCAGUUUUUAAUUUUUUUUUUAAUUAAUUUUGUGAUAAUAUACAACUAUAAAACCCUAGGACUUUUGAUAGAGUUGUACCCUUGAUUGGAAAUAUAGCUUCAUCCAUUCGUUUCGGAUAGGAAACCCUUUAUUAUGGUCUAGUUAUGUAUCAAACUAUUUUUUUUUGUUUACCCCAUAAGUUCGAUUUUCCGGAACCUUUGGUGAUAUUUAUACCACUUACACUAUCUGGUCCUUCGAGCCGGAUAUGAACCAGCGACAUUUGCACGGCUCGAAGGACCAGAUGGUGUAGUUGUAGUUUUUAUUUCCUAUGAAACUUAGACCCUAAUUAAUUAUACAUUGAAUGAUCUUCAUUUCACUGAUUUUAAGGAAUAAUUGUCUGAGUUAUGUUGUUUAGGAGUGGAAAAUUAUGGAACUGAUUCUUGACAUUGCGGUGUAAAAUAUACUUUCUAGGUUCAAUUCGUGACCGUCUAUGUCUGUGAGUACUUUUUGGUGUGUGUUUAUGUCUGUGAGUCUCUUUUGUAGUAUGUAGAUUUCGUAGGUGUCUGUUGAUGUCUGCGAGUGAUUCUUGGUGUGUUUUUAUAUCUAUUGGUGCCUGUGAGUGCUUCUUGACUUUUGUGUUUAUGUCUGUUGGUAUCUGUGUCUCUUUUGCAGUCUGAGGAUUAUGUAGGUGCAUGUGAGUGCUUCUUGAUGUGAUACCAUGUCUGAAAGUGACGGUGAGGGCUUCUUGGCGUUUGUGUCUAUGUUUUUUGGUGUCUGUGAGUACUUUUUGGUGUGUUUUUAUGUCUGUGAAUCUCUGUUACAGUCUGUAGAUUCUGUUGAGUUCUGUGAGUGCUUCUUGAUAUCUGUUAGUGUCUGACAGUACCUUAAAUAGUUAUUUUAUUAUACAGAAUCAUUUAUUUUCAUUAAAAUGAUGGAUUAUUAGUCUUAAUGCGGAUGUAAUCAAAUUUUAGAGUUGGAAUUAAAAUAUUUUAUAGACAUUUAUUAAGAUUGUUAUGUAAUUUUUUCAAAUAUAUAUAUUUUUAAAUCUA